Zea mays is the source of this 1906-nucleotide messenger RNA. Its product is annotated as elongation factor alpha 3. Bases 291 to 1634 code for a protein of 447 amino acids. NCBI's taxonomy places the organism in Eukaryota, Viridiplantae, Streptophyta, Magnoliopsida, Poales, Poaceae. The transcript has 3 exons. Gene Ontology annotation, molecular function: GTP binding; GTPase activity; translation elongation factor activity. The record is from RefSeq and is a predicted model, not a curated record. Gene Ontology annotation, biological process: translational elongation.
GCCAUUCGGAAAUCGGAAGUCACAUUGGGCUGGUCCGGCCACUCCGACACCCUUAUAUAAAGUCCCGAACCCUAGAGGCAAGCACCUUCCUCCCCAACUCGCCGUCUGCCUUCUGCGCCUCCAUUUCGGCCUCUGUCCCUUGCAAGGUAGCUAAUCCUCUGUCGCUCGAUCUUUGUCCUUGAGGUGCUCGAUGAGAUAGGCAGUGGUUCAAAGCUGUGCUCUGUUGCCUCCCCGUGCCUGAAGUGAUUCGGUCUUCUGUUUGCGAUUAAUUUUCAAUCUCACCUCCAACCAUGGGUAAAGAGAAGUCCCACAUCAACAUUGUGGUUAUUGGCCACGUUGACUCUGGCAAGUCGACCACCACAGGACACCUGAUCUACAAGCUUGGAGGCAUUGACAAGCGUGUGAUCGAGAGGUUUGAGAAGGAGGCUGCUGAAAUGAACAAGCGGUCCUUCAAGUACGCGUGGGUGCUCGACAAGCUCAAGGCUGAGCGUGAGAGAGGUAUCACCAUUGAUAUCGCUCUGUGGAAGUUUGAGACCACCAAGUACUACUGCACGGUCAUUGAUGCCCCUGGACACCGUGACUUCAUCAAGAACAUGAUCACUGGUACCUCCCAGGCUGACUGUGCUGUCCUUAUCAUUGACUCCACCACUGGUGGUUUUGAGGCUGGUAUCUCCAAGGAUGGCCAGACCCGUGAACAUGCUCUCCUUGCGUUCACCCUUGGAGUGAAGCAGAUGAUUUGCUGCUGCAACAAGAUGGAUGCAACCACUCCGAAAUACUCCAAGGCACGUUAUGAUGAGAUUGUGAAGGAAGUCUCAUCCUACCUCAAGAAAGUUGGGUACAACCCUGAUAAGAUUGCCUUUGUUCCCAUUUCUGGUUUUGAGGGCGACAACAUGAUUGAGAGGUCCACCAACCUUGACUGGUACAAAGGCCCAACCCUGCUUGAGGCUCUUGACCAGAUCACCGAGCCCAAGAGGCCUUCGGACAAGCCCCUGCGUCUGCCCCUCCAGGAUGUGUACAAGAUUGGUGGUAUUGGAACUGUACCGGUUGGUCGUGUGGAGACUGGUGUCAUCAAGCCUGGUAUGGUAGUCACCUUUGGUCCAACUGGCCUGACUACUGAGGUGAAGUCUGUUGAGAUGCACCACGAGGCGCUUCAGGAGGCUCUUCCGGGCGACAAUGUUGGCUUCAACGUGAAGAACGUUGCUGUCAAGGAUCUCAAGCGUGGGUUCGUGGCCUCCAACUCCAAGGAUGACCCUGCCAAGGAGGCUGCCAGCUUCACCUCCCAGGUCAUCAUCAUGAACCACCCUGGGCAGAUUGGCAACGGCUAUGCCCCAGUGCUGGACUGCCACACCUCCCACAUCGCCGUCAAGUUUGCUGAGCUCAUUACCAAGAUCGACAGGCGAUCUGGCAAGGAGCUCGAGAAGGAGCCCAAGUUCCUGAAGAACGGUGAUGCUGGUAUGGUGAAGAUGAUUCCCACCAAGCCUAUGGUGGUGGAGACAUUCUCCGCGUAUCCUCCCCUGGGUAGGUUUGCCGUCCGCGACAUGAGGCAGACGGUUGCUGUUGGAGUCAUCAAGAGUGUGGAGAAGAAGGACCCAACCGGCGCCAAGGUGACCAAGGCGGCCGCCAAGAAGAAAUGAUGCGAUCCCGUGUCUGCUUUUGCAGUGCCUGGAUAACUUGCCACUAAAGUUGUGUAUGCGGUUGUUGCUGUUAUUGCGUGGACUGUUUGCUGCGGUGUCUCCUGUUUGUUUGGGUAGCGCAGCGUCGGCCUCUUCAGGUGUCUGUUGUCUGUUGUCUUUACUAUCAGUAAUGCUCCUGAGACUUGUAUUUCUCCUUUUGGCGCCGCUAAAUGGAAUUUUCGAACAAUGAUUUUCGUGUUAUUAUUUUACAACCUUUUCGAACAAUAUUUACA